Molecule: messenger RNA, 840 nt
Organism: Symbiodinium sp. CCMP2592
Lineage: Eukaryota; Dinophyceae; Suessiales; Symbiodiniaceae
Source: the annotation of a GenBank genome assembly
AUGUCGGCCACAUGGAGGAUCAUGCUGCCCAUGGCGCUUCUCCUUAACUUUGCCGUCCUUGCCAGAUCUUUUCAAGUUCUCUACGUUGGGCCUCCGCGGACAGGGACCCAGACGAUGUUCACGGCUUUGAAGAUUCUAGGCCUACGGCCACUGCACAGCGGCUACAACAGAUCUGUCCGGGAGCCCAUGUGCAACUUCCUGUACUUCAAUGGGUCCAAGGAGGUCGCUAUGAACGUCCUCAGCGGAUUCGAUGCAGGCAUGGAUGAGCCAUUCCAGCUGAUGUAUGACGCUGUCAUGGAAGAGUUUCCCAAUUCAAAGUUCAUUUUGCCGGUGACGACGGCUGAGCAAUGGAUGAGUUCCUACAGAGAUUUUUUCGAGAAUGACAAGUUUCCAAAGGAACGGCGGAUCGCAGCUGCAGCGCAGAAGCGCCUGAAGAUCAAGCCGGGGGCGACGCUGGAGUAUUUCGACCGAAAGAUGGACGCGAAGUACGAGAACCUGGACACCAAUUCGACUCCCAGAACCUACUGCUGGGCCUGCCACUACUGGGGUUGCAACUUCGGGAAGAUCGAAGGCAUGUCCGAGGAGGAGAACCGGACCUGCUACAACAACUUCAACGCCCACAUGGAGCGAGUGAAGUCCACCAUUCCUCCGUCACGACUGCUCUUGCCACUGGACAGUAUGACUAAUCAUCCAUCGUAUGUAGGGUUCAUGGUGUGGGUUUCCCUGCCCGGUUUCAGCACUUGCUGGCAGGGCGGCAGGGCAGUGGCAGCAUCAGCUCUUGCAGUAGCUGCGGUGAUCGCAAGGCAAUGCAACUGCUUAUCGUGCUCCGGUUCGCCGUGA